Scatophagus argus is the source of this 4578-nucleotide messenger RNA. RefSeq names its product zinc finger protein 567. The transcript has 2 exons. Gene Ontology annotation, molecular function: DNA-binding transcription factor activity; RNA polymerase II cis-regulatory region sequence-specific DNA binding. NCBI's taxonomy places the organism in Eukaryota, Metazoa, Chordata, Actinopteri, Scatophagidae. Bases 538 to 1704 code for a protein of 388 amino acids. Gene Ontology annotation, biological process: regulation of transcription by RNA polymerase II. The record is from RefSeq and is a predicted model, not a curated record.
AAAUUUACUUGUAACAUGAAAUAAGUAUGAAAUAACAAAAUGGAAAUACUCAAGUACAAAUGCCCCAAAAAUGUACUUAAUUACAAUACUUAAUAAAUGUACCUAGUUAGUUCCCACCUCUCUGGAAAACACAGAGUACACAUCAGAACUUGCAGUAAUAUUACAGUAUUUUUCCAGGUUCAGUUCAGCGGUUCGUUUCUCCGCACCAGUAGGGGGCGCGCAGUCCCUCAGACGCGCGGUGGUUGUUUUUAAAUUCCUCAGAAAUAAAAUAGACAUUUUGGUUCAGCUGAGCUAAUAGACGAGGUGUAGUUAUUAACCUCCUACACCGAGUGCUGGCUGACGAUCUUCUGUCUUGGUGCAUAUAGAUGUGCGUUACAACUAUUUCCUUCUUCCGAUGAAUAUGCAACUGGUGCAAAGUUAAAAGAAAUAUCGUUAUAUAUUUGCAAAACGGAUAGUAUAAUAGCACGUUAGCUAUCUAGUUGCUAAGCUAGCUGCAGUUCUGUUUCCAGCUAACCUGGUCAGCGAGGUUCUGCUGUGAUGGCUGACUUCAGCAGCAGAGUCCUGACGUCUACUGAACACCUGCCGGUCGGAGGCAGUGCAGCAGGAAAAGCAACGUCGUCCUCAGUCGUGUCAGGAAAUGGGAACUGGGAUGGUGCAGGUGGGAUGGACCAGAUAACAGUUGUGAGAAUAGAUGACACACACAUUGCAGAGGAGCGGUCUCAUGUCGGGGGGAAGUUUAAAGACGGGUCUACAGAGUAUUUUGAGGUGAUGGAGUACUCGAUGCCUGCUGAGGAGGAGGUUGUAGGGGAAGAAGAGGAAGACAGCGUAUAUGUCAUUGAGUAUUCAAAUCCUGAAGAGGAAGGAGAGAGCUACCAGUUCACAAUGUCUGUGGAUAGAUCGCUCCCGACCAAAAAGCCGGUCAUCAAGCAUCCUGUGUUCAGAGAGAACACCAGAUCUCCUUUACCUGUGAUGUCCAAACCACCGAGGCCAUCGAGGCCGAGACACGAGAUCAGGCAGAAGAGGAAGACAGUAACAGAAGAGGAGGUUGAUAAGGAGGAGGUCAUGAGUAAUAAGAGUGUGUUAGAGCUUGGAGAGAACUACAGGGAUAUGAUGGAAAUGAAUUCAGGGCCAGAUAAAAGACUGGUGUGCUUACUGUGCCCACCGCCCGGCAGGAUCUUCAAGAGAGGCUCUGGUUUGGCCGUACAUUUGAAACAAAUGCACCACAUGGUGGAGAAGAAAACAUUCUUCUGCACAUCGUGCCAGCAGUCGGUUCGUACACAGAUCGAACUGGACGCCCACACGAAACGCCACGCAAACCAGGACGCAGUGUUCACCUGCCUCAUCUGCGCAGCGGAGACGGAAAACAAAACGGACUCGGAGAACACGGGGUUCAGAGGGUCAAAGUUGGGUCUGAAGUCGCACCUGGAGAAGAAGCACCCGGGCGUCAUCCCUCGCUGUGACAUCUGUAACAAAGGCUUCAAGUCGCUCGUGUCGUACCUGGCCGAUCAGUUCAGACACGUCGGCAGGUCGCCCUACUACUGCGCCAAAUGUCAGAUCUACGAGAUGACUGAGAGGGGUCUGAGUGUUCACAUGAAAAACCACGACAAGAAGAUGAAGAAGCAAGAGUGUGUUGAGAACCACCUGCAGACCGUGGGAGUCUCCGCCAUCGCCGACAACUCCGCCACAGACGACUCCGACUUCUGACACGUUUUGUUUUUGCACGUGAAUUUCUGUGUUUUUAGACACAAGCAGCAGCUCAGUGACCUCUUUGUCAGAGUAAUGUCUGACAUUUAUGCAUCUUUGACUGAACUGAACUGGACUUUGGACACAAUUGUUUGUUUCUCACAUGUAUCAAAUUUAGGAAACCCUUUUUGUCAGCAGCCCCUCCCUUUUUCAAUAUUUGCCUCAUGUUGUUCAUUAAUGUGCCGUGUGGUGGAGUCUUUCUACCUAUAGCGUCCAUCAGUAUCGUGUGUAGAGUAAAUGCGGUCAUGUUGAGUGGGAAUACAAGGAAAAUGACAUUAUUUCACAACCUGAGUCUUAUUUUCUAUAUUUGUCUGUAGAGCUGAUUUGCAUAUGUUAAAAUAAAUACUGUGUUUCUCCACAGUCUCAUUUAAAGGGAUAGAAAUAUGCUUAUUCAGUUAUUUGCUGAGGGUUGGAUGAGAAGAUCAGUGCCACUGGGUUAUGAAGCUUAUUGACCAUCUGCUGUCUCCUUAAAGCUCACUAAUUAACACAUUAUGUCUCAAUGACCAAAGUGUAAAAACAAGAAUUUGCUGUUUGACAGGGUUUUACACACCAGCUGUUUCCACCUGCUCCCAGUCUUUAUGCUCUGCUAAACUAACCAGCUACUGGUUUUAUAUUUCUAAGAGCGUACAGGAUGUGAGAGUGGUAUCAAUUUGUCAUCUCACGCCUGGCCAGAAAGCAAAUGAGCAUAUCAGAAUUCUCCGUUAAGUGAUCUUGAAUGCAGGAAGUCUUCGUUUGGUUUGGGAUUUGCAACAUGAGAUCAUUUCUUCUCAUUCAUUUUUACACAUUUCACAAAGUGUGCGUCAGCCACUCGCAAGUUCAACUGCAUAUAUGAGCAACAUUUAGGAUAUUUUUUUAAAACUGACCACCACAAGAAGUGCUCACAAUCCAAAUUAUGUCAAAAAAUAACAUGCAGCAGGGCUACACUUACUGCUUAUCCUGUGGAGUUGUCAUUAAAAUGUGAAAGACAGUGAAAAAUGUUUGGUUCAACCAACAGUCCAACACUGAGAUAUAUUCAGUGUACAACGAUAGAAAACAGAGAAAAUGAAUGAUUGAACUAAUUAUUUCAGCUCUAACAUAAAUAAGACUCAGGUUGUGAAAGAAAAAUGGUGAAUUUUCAGUUGAUCCCAACGGCUCUGCAAAGUGUUGAUGCUGUAUUUAUUCAGUAGUGUUUGUGUCGGUGCAUGAGUGUGUAAAUACUGUAUAUUCUCUGUUACUCAUGAGUUACUCGGUUACAGUAGAACAAAGUGAAUCCUUCACCACACGCUGAGAGAGGAUUAUUUCAUGUGAUGAUGUUUACAUCGUGUGGUUUAAAGACAUUUUAUGCUGACAUGCUUCCUGUGCACAGCUUUUCUUUUGUCCACACGUCACUCAACAGCUGCAAGUCUGCAGGGCAAUGCCAGGAGGUUUUCCAUGUUUUACUGCAAAUUAUGUGUUCUUUGCUUUACUGCUGACAUUUUCCGAAUUGUAAUGCAGCUUUGUAGGAUGAUGGCGACACAAUGUGAGCAUCAUUUCAGGGAGUUAUAAGUAGUCCAUCACAGUGAACAGGCAGCCUUCUGUAUCUACGUUUUGCGAAAGUUCUGCUCUGACAUCUGAGACCUUACAGUCAACUACAAACUGUUCAGCGCAAGAUGGAAACCGUUUCAUUCACAACAUAGCUCAGGCAGUUUAGGGUCUCCUGCUGUCAAAUUUAACAUGUUUAAGCUUUUUUAUUACCACAAGUUGGCUUAAAACCUGACAGGAUGAAUUAAAUUAAUACCGAAUGUUCAAUGUGAUGGAUCUCUGAAAGCUUCCUCAUACUGAUUUCAUAGAAAUGAACUGUGUCAUAUUUUUGCCUGGAAGUCAGAUAAAAUAAUGUGCAGCUCAUGUCAGUGAAGGAAAGCACACGUGAUUUGUUGUAUAGGAAUAGGAAGCGUAUUGACAUAGAAUGAUCCAGGUUAUUGUUUCCCCCAAAACAAAUGUCUGUAUGCAUGUAAACGUUGUCACUACAAAAGGAAAAAAAAAGACGUAUAUGGGCUUUUAUGACAGAAACUUCACAACUUUCAAUUCCCAUGUUGUCGUGGAAACCUUGAAAAGACUGGAGGUGUCGAUCACCGUCACACAGUCCUCUUCAGCAGGUGGAGUUUGCUCAGUCGUGUUUUUGAGCUGCAGCUCAGUGACGACUGGGCGAACUAAACGUACUGAUGAAGAUCAUGUGAUGUGAUCGAAAGCUCCAGAGCACAAACAGAGCAGAUUAUUUCGUCAGAUCUGUUUUAAAAACCAUAAAAACGUGAACAGGAUGAUACUGAUGCUACUUUUAAAAUAUUUUCUUAUAAACGAUCAUUGAAGUUGUUAAGUAAAAACACUAAAAGUUCGAUGGCUUUGGACUCAAUGUGACAUUUAUUGUUUAUGACAUUUAAAGGCUAAAAAAAAUCACUGAAAAACUAAUGGAUAGAUAGUUUAUUCACUGUUUAGUUGUAUUUUUUUUUUUUAAUUAAAAAGUGAAGUGUUUCAAACAUUUUGGCUCUGAUCUUAUUACAAAUCACAUGGGACUCCUCAGUGUAAUUUAUUUACAACUUAUUACAAUAAAUCAAGGAGUAAAAAAACACUAUUCAUGAGUAUCAAAGGUGCUGAAAUCGCUAAUCUGUCAACUGGGUUUGGUGCAUAAACAUGCACUGCAAUAAUCUGUUUUUAUUAAACAUUUAGAUGUUAAUGUGUUUUGUUUUACUUUUGAAAAAGGAAUUUUUGUCGUGUAUUUUUGUUUGCUGUUUCUUAAUCUUUGCUGUAACAAAUUGUCUGCAAUAUUUCCCUUGUGUUUUAUUUUAAUUUUCUGACAUCAUUAAAGGGAAACGCCACUAA